GUGUGUGUGUGUUAGUGUGUGAGUGUGUAUAAGUAGUGCCAGUAGUACCUGUGGGAUCACUUUACUGUCCCAGAAUCUCCACUGCAAAUUUGUGAAGUUGGCACCAUGGCCUCUGAGCACGACAACUGUCACCUGUGUAAGGAGUACCUCAGGGAUCCUGUGUCGAUCCCCUGCGGUCACGUCUUCUGCUCCAUAUGUCUGAAGACGUACUGGGACCACGCCGACCACACGGGCAGCUACAUGUGCCCGCAGUGCCGGGUGACCUACAACAAAAGGCCGACGCCCAGACGCGUCGGAGGCUCCCGGCACUCCAGUCUGCAACGCAACUCGGAACCCUUCCCGCCGCCGCCUCCGUCGCCCGACUACAAUGUGGCGGGGCCGCAGGAUGUGGGCUGUGACAUCUGCGUGGGCAAGAAGAACAAAGCUGUGAAGACCUGCUUGAUGUGCUUGGCCUCCUACUGCGAGAGGCAUCUCAAACCUCAUUACGAGUCAGCCACUUUUAAAAGGCACAAGCUGGUGGAUGAGAUUGGACAUCUGGACCGGCAGAUCUGUCCUCAGCACCAGAAAGGUCUGGAACUGUUCUGUCGCACAGACCAGAUGUGCAUCUGUGUGCUGUGUACCGUGAAGGAACACAAAGGUCACGACAUGGUGUCUGCUGAGCAGGAGAGGGCUGAUGAACAGCAACGACUUGGCGCUACUCAGGCUGAGAUCCAGGAAAAGAUUCACGAUCGCCUCAAACAGAUGGAAGAACUGAAACAAGCAGUAGACGCGCUAAAGACGUCAGCCCAGAGAGCGCUGCAGGAAUGUGACAAGAUGUUUGGCGACAUGAUGCGCUCCAUAGAGAGGAUGCAGCAGGAGAUGGCCAAGCUGAUGUCCUCCAAUAAGCGGGCGGCGCUCAACAGCGCCGAGGGUCACAUGGAGCGUCUCAACCACGAGAUCUCGGACCUGAAGAGGAGAGACAACGAGAUCACUCAGCUGUCCCGCACCGAGGACCACAUCCACUUCAUCCAGAGUUACCACAUGCUGAUCGCCCAGACGGAGAAUGAAGAGUUGCCCACAGUGAUGGUGAACCCUUAUUUCACAUUUGAUCCCGUCAACAAGGCUGUGUCUGAAAUGAAACAACACCUCAAUGAAUUCGGCAACGAGGAAAUGGUCAAAGUGGCCAAAACGGUCAACAAAAUGACCUUCUGCGAACUGGAGGACGGCAAGAAGAAACGUUCUCUCAGAGCGGAGGAAGCCCCCGUGUACAGAUCUGUGCACGUGCAUGAACCUCAGCACAGAGAUGACUUCCUGAAGUAUGUUUGCCAGCUCACCUUGGACCCAAACACAGCCUACAGGCAGCUCCACCUGUCUCGGGGUAACAGGAAAGCGACCCUGAAGAGAGACCCUCAGAGUUACGGUGACAACGCCUCCAGGUUUGACUCCUUGCCUCAGGUGCUGUGCAUGGAGGCCCUGUCAGGCGGCGCCUACUACUGGGAGGUGGACUGGAGUGGGGAGGGGGCUGCCAUCGGCGUCACCUACAGAGGCAUCAAGAGGACGGGGUACGGAGACAGCUGCCGUAUCGGCUACAACCGCAAAUCUUGGAGCCUCUUCUGCUCGGACGCCAGCUACUCAGCGCGCCACAACAAGGACCAGAUUGAAACCCACGCCCCCUACUCUUCUAGAAUCGGGGUCUUCCUGGACCACGCCGGAGGAACGCUUUCUUUCUACUCCAUCGGAGAAAGCAUGUCUCUCAUUCACCGCUUCAAGGCUUCUUUCAAUGAGGCCGUCUAUCCGGGAUUCUGGGUUUGGUACGAGUCUGCCAUCACGCUCAUACAGCUUUGAUAAACAGGAAAACAUCCCUUGUAAAUGUAUAUCUAUUACGAUUAUUUUUGAAGAUUGAUUCAAAAUGGUCAAGAACCGAUUAUUAAAAAGACGUUUUUUACUUGCUGCAUGUAUACGGCAUUUGGCAUAUGCCAAAUAAUAUAUUGUGAGAAUACAAAAUGAAUCAAGAAUCACUUCCAAAUGAAGUUGUGAGUUAUUCACAGAUUCACAUCCCUAAUAAACAAAUGUACAGUAUUUGCCUAUGCUUGUCAAUUGUAAGACAAAUUGGAUAAUUGACAUGAAUUUGUAAUGUUGGGAAUCUUUUGUUGUUGAUUAAAUAUUGUACACGUGUGUGGAUUUGCAGGAUGGGAUAAACAAAGUGAAUAUAAAUCCGCUUCUUGAUCAAAAGCAGCUGUAAUUGAUUGAUAUGUUUUUGUGAUUUUCAAUAUGCAGCAUUUAUUUUUGCAAUAAACAUUUUGUAACAAGGAAA
Molecule: messenger RNA, 2293 nt
Organism: Nerophis ophidion (straightnose pipefish)
Lineage: Eukaryota; Metazoa; Chordata; Actinopteri; Syngnathiformes; Syngnathidae
Gene: ftr83
Product: finTRIM family, member 83
Exons: 7
Coding region: 106-1824 (572 amino acids)
Molecular function (GO): zinc ion binding; protein binding
Source: RefSeq, a predicted model, not a curated record